GUGAAAGUGAAAGUAGAAAAAGCAGAGUGGGAGCGCAGGGAGAAAAGACUCACAGGACGGGGGUCUGCUAGAUCAAAGUGAUUUUAUUCUUCACUUAAUUCUCUUCUAACAACAUGGAAGUGCGGACAACAGGGAGCCAAUCAGCAGGAAGCAUGCCAAAGGAAGAGACCAGCAACACGUGGAUCAAACUGAAAGGCCCUGCUGCAGAAUCAUUGUCAAAAGCUUUCUUUGGGCCAGCUGUUGUAGUUUUGCAGGAAAACAAGGGAGCGAGAAGAGUAGCAGAAGCAGCAGAAGAAGACACAGCAAUAGUGCCAACAGCACCAGUACGAGAGGCUGAAGGAGGAGGUGCAGUCACAACUGGAAGAGGAGGAACAACAGUGUCAGUGUCCCCAGCGAGGAUUGUCAUUGCAGGAACAUCUGGAGCUGGGAAAAGUAUCAAAGUGCUAAAAACAUACAGGAUUGUCCUGCUGGGAAGAACUGGAGCAGGGAAAAGCAGCCUAGCAAACACCAUAUUUGGAGAGGAUGUGUUCAAGAUUAAGCAUUCCUCCACCUGUGGAACAAGAGAAUGUCAAGCAGAAUCCAAAUCUGUUCAUGGACGAAGAAUUACCCUGGUUGACACUCCUGAUUUCUUUCAUACAGACAGACCUGAGGAGGAGCUGAAGCGUGAGAUAGUGAGGUGUAUCACAGAGUGCACUCCUGGGCCUCAUGCUUUUUUCAUUGUACUUAAAGUGGGAACAUUCACCAAGUAUGACGAAGCUGUCGUCACAAAAAUGUUUCAUUAUUUUUCUGAGGAAGCUUUGAAGUAUGUGACUGUUGUCUUCACUCAUGGUGACCUGCUCCCAGAGGGAGUCAAAAUUGAGGAGUUUGUUAAUCAGAUUAAAUGUCUCAGCGACCUGGUGAAGAAGUGCGGUGGCCGAUGCCAUGUCGUUGAUAAUAAACACUGGAAAAACAACCAACGGGAUGAAUACAGGAGCAACUGGUUCCAGGUGGCAGAGCUGCUCAACACAACAGACAAGAUACUGAUGAAAAACAAAGGAGGCUGCUACACCAAUGAGAUGCUAAAAGCAGUGAGCAGAGUAAUACAGGAAAAGAGCAACAGAACAGCCUUAGGAAACAUGCCACAAGGACACACCAGCAGUAAGGCUGACAGUAGUGUCUCCAAAAAUGUGUGGAUCAAAUUAACAGGCCCUGCAGCAGAAUCCUUGGUGAAGACCUUUCUCCACACGCCUGUCAUAGAUUUGAGGGGAACUGCGGGAGAAAAUGGAGAAGUAAAGGAGGAAGUAGAAGAGGCAACAGAAACAGAAGAAGAGGCAACAGAAACAGAAGAUGAGGCAGAGGAAGCAGCAACAGAAACAGAAGACGAAGCAGAGGAGGUAGCAACAGGAACAGGAAUCGAAGCAGAGGAAGCAGCAACAGGAACAGCAGACGAAGCAGAGGAGGCAGCAACAGAAACAGAAGAUGAAGCAGAGGAAGAAGCAACAGAAAAGGAAGACGAAGCAGAGGAAGCAGCAACAGGAACAGGAGACGAAGCAGAGGAGGCAGCAACAGAAGACAAAGCAGAAGAAGCAGAAAAAGAAGAAGUUGCAACAGAACCAGAAGCAGCUACAGAAAAGGAUGCAGGAGAAGUAACAGAAAGAAAGACAGCAAAACAAGGACAACAAGCAGGAGGUGGCGGAUUUCUAGGUAGUCUAUUUGGGUCAUUUUUUGGGAUUGUAGCUGCAGCAGGGGGUGUAGCAGUGGCAAUGGUCGGAGCAGCAGCAGCAGGAGUAGGAAUAGGAGCAGCAGCAGCAGCAGGGGGUGUAGCCACAGCAGUAGGAGGAGCAGCAGCAGGAGGGGGAGGGGCAGCAGCAGGAGGAGGAGCAGCAGCAGCAGAAGGAGGAGCAGCAGCAGCAGGAGGGGGAGGGGCAGCAGGAGGAGGAGGAGCAGCAGCUGCAGGAGAAGCAGCAGCAGGAGGAGGAGCAGCAGCGGCAGGAGGUGGAGCAGCAGCUGCAGGAGUAAGAAUAGGAGCAGCAGCAGUAGUAGGAGGCAUAAUAGCAUGGGUAACAUCAAAACUUUACUCAAUUUAUUUAUUUGUUAAAGGCUUUCUAAAGGACCUGCAACAACAUAGCGGAAUCAUAUUGCUGGUGGCUGUCUUCUACUUAAUGCUGCUACUGUCAUUCUGGGAGCAAGUACGAAUGUUUGGGGUAAUAUUACUGUGUUUGUUGUUAGUGUUACUAUUACUGCUUAGCUAGUACUAUCACAGAAAUAUCUAACCAUCAGGUAUACAACAACCCAACUUCUGUGAAUGGUAAAAUAUAGCAAUUACUUUGGAAGGAAAACAAACAAAAUCCUUUGGCUUGAUAAUGGUGCUGUAACCAGUGAUGACCAAAUGAAGCCUCGUGAACCACUGUCUUUAUUUUCUGACCCCACCAGAUGGCGCUCUUGGUUUAAAUAUAAAGGCUGAGGGACUUGCAAUGAAGUGUGCUUUCAAGUCUCAGAGAAUACAGGGAGGAAAAAAAGUGAAAUACAGUAGUAUGGAUAUCAAUUUUUUUUCUAUAUUGAAGCAACCCCUAAAACAGCUCAUAUGGAAAUAAUUUUAUUAGGAAUGAUUUGAAAUAAUAUUAAUAAAGUCAUAAAGUCUGAAUAAAUGUACCAGCCCUACAUAUAUGUGACUGAUCCAGGGGUACUAAAGAUGUUAUAAAUCCAGUUGUCGGCUUAUUAUCAGUGGUAAAGAUGUGAGCUCACGGAAAAAUAUUAAAUUAUCAAAAGUGACAAAGCAGCGCCCUGAAUAAGAUGUUAACAACUUGCAGAAACAUUGCGUAUAGUAGACCUAGUUCACUUUCUACCAAUUUAAUUUAGUUGACAAAUACUAUGACGAAAAUUAUUCGUCAACAAAGUCUUUUCCAUUAGAAAAAUGAGAUGAUGAGCUAAAAAUAGAUCAUGACAAUAAAAACUAAGACGAAGUCUAUUUUCCCUUUUCGUUGAUGAGACGUGCUUGCAAUGCCAUAUAAGCAACAGGUAAAAUAGUAGUAAAUAGUCUGCACCAGGAUGUUUUGCUAGACAACAAAAACACUCACAUCGGUGCAGCCUCAGCCAUCAACGAGAGUUGUGAGCUAAUUCAAUAGUAAAUAAUCAGCCGUGUGUGUCUGACUGUGAAGCUGUUGAAUGGAUUUGUGGAGUUUGUUUGUUGCAAUGCUGGCUGUCAGCAGCUCCGCUUGUUAGACACUAAAUGGCAGCAGAGCAAGCAGCCACAUGUGGCUGGUCUUUACAUCUGAUCCCCGCAGGACUCCACUCAGUCCAGACUGUCUUGGGAAGGUUCAUGGUUUGAUGCUGUUUGACAGGCAGGUAGGAGGCUCAGUUAUCUGUGAGCGUAGCUGUGCUAUAAGUCUACAGUCUGAAGUAAACAGUUUGGUUCUAAUUUGUAAUACAUGAUUUACAUGAAGUAAUGACUAAAAGUUGACAAAAAUGUCUUGAAUUUUUGUCAACUACAACUAGACUAAAGCUAUGAAGGAUUAAAAAUGAUCACAAUGUGACUAAAACUGAGACUAAAUCUAAUAGCUGCCAAAAUUAACACUGCGGCACUCAGUCUGUGAUGUCUUUGUGUCUCUGUCCUCACUCUUGAUUUGUGCUACUAUAAUCAUAAUAAUGAAUAUAAUGCGGCUCUGGUUGGGUUCAGGUGGUUGAUUAACCCAUAGUUUGCUGUUUGCUAGCUCUUACUGAACUUUUUCUUUCACAUUAUCUUAUUUACCAUUUUAUUUUUUAAUCAUUAACAUAAGAGAUUUAAUCAAUUCAUUGUUGUAUCACUUUGCCACACCUCUUUCUAUGUUCAUUAAAUAAUCACGUAUAUUAUUUUCUGUUUUAUAUUCUCUACUUUAUAAUUUAAAAAAGUGAGUUGUGGAGAAAAUGUGUUUAUUUCUUGAUUUUUUUUUUUAUCUGAAUAUGUUAUACAUUUAUCCAAGCAUUCGAAGAAACUGAAGAAAACAGUGACAUUUUUCUUGUAGCUGAUGUGCAGCUUUUUAAAAUGCAACAGAGCUUGUGCCUUUUUAUGAAUGCAAAACAUUUGCAUAACAAAAGACGUACACUGAGUUUUUAGAGUACUGUUUGCUUUUAACAGGGUCAGUGUUGCUACAGUUUGUCAAAAUACUAUUUUAUAGUGGAAUUUUAACUGAUGUAAAUGGAUUAAAGUGCAGAAUAACAGGAUUAAUGGAAGGGAGAGAGGGAUAGUGGUGUACAACAAAAGAACUGUUGAAUGAAAUGAUACUCUGAAACUGAUGGAUGAAGACUUCGUGACACAUCAGAGAAUGAUUUUCCAUUUUAUUCUCAUAAUCCUUUGUAUUCUAAAAACUUUCUGAUCAAAUGUAAAAACCACAUCAAACAAUAAAACAAUGGAUUAGACUCAAA
This is a messenger RNA of Epinephelus fuscoguttatus (brown-marbled grouper), 4380 nucleotides long. RefSeq lists its product as uncharacterized. The coding region runs from base 114 to 2231 and encodes 705 amino acids. The record is from RefSeq and is a predicted model, not a curated record. Gene Ontology annotation, molecular function: GTP binding. The transcript is spliced from 4 exons. NCBI's taxonomy places the organism in Eukaryota, Metazoa, Chordata, Actinopteri, Perciformes, Serranidae.